Molecule: messenger RNA, 3869 nt
Organism: Tachysurus vachellii
Lineage: Eukaryota; Metazoa; Chordata; Actinopteri; Siluriformes; Bagridae
Gene: pcyt1ba
Product: phosphate cytidylyltransferase 1B, choline a
Exons: 8
Coding region: 214-1245 (343 amino acids)
Biological process (GO): CDP-choline pathway
Molecular function (GO): choline-phosphate cytidylyltransferase activity; phosphatidylcholine binding
Source: RefSeq, a predicted model, not a curated record
UGUUGCCCAGAUGGUGUGUUUACACUGUUUUUGUUUAUUAUUAAAGACGGAAAUCUGGGGCUUUAUGGAUCUCUGUGCUGUUGCUGGAGGAGGAGUGGAGAAGGAUCAGUAAGUGUGUGUGUGUGUGAGGAGGAGCGUCAAGCAGCUCCACACUGAUGCUGAGUCAGAGACAGGUGGAUCUGUGGGCCUUUGUCUCUGGAGCUUCUGCUGAAGAUGGAGGAGCUGGAACACACCUGCCCUCAUCCUCGGACGACUCUCAUAGAACCCGCCAUAUUCGCCCAGGAGAAGAGCUGCAAGUGUCGAGCGCCCCAUGAGAAGCUGAGUGUUGCGCAGGCUCGACUCGGCACUCCGGUGGACCGACCGGUGCGCGUCUAUGCAGAUGGGAUUUUUGAUCUUUUCCACUCCGGCCAUGCCAGAGCGCUGAUGCAGGCCAAGAAUCUCUUCCCCAACACGUACCUGAUAGUCGGAGUUUGCAGCGAUGAACUCACUCACAAGUACAAGGGCUUCACGGUGAUGACCGAGGAGGAGCGUUACGAAGCGUUACGACACUGUCGUUACGUGGACGAGGUGGUGCGAGAUGCUCCCUGGACCCUCACGCAGGAGUUCCUGAAAAAACACAAGAUUGACUUUGUGGCCCACGAUGAUAUCCCGUACUCGUCGGCUGGAUCUGAGGACGUGUACAAACAUAUAAAGGAGGCAGGGAUGUUUGUGCCUACUCAGAGGACAGAGGGGAUCUCCACGUCCGACCUGAUCACUCGUAUCGUGCGCGAUUACGACGUUUACGCCAGACGCAACCUGGAGCGAGGAUACACGGCCAAGGAGCUGAACGUCAGCUACAUCAGCGAGAAGAAAUACCGUCUGCAGAGCCAGGUGGACAGGAUGAAGGAGAAGGUGCGGACGGUGGAGGAAAAAUCCAAACACUUUGUGUAUCGUGUGGAGGAGAAGAGCCAUGACCUUAUCCAGAAAUGGGAGGAGAAAUCGCGCGAGUUUAUCGGGAACUUUCUGGAACUCUUCGGUCCCGACGGCACGUGGAAGCAGAUGUUUCAGGAGCGCAGUGGCCGUAUGAUCCAGGCGCUCUCUCCCCGCGGUUCUCCCAGCAGUAGCCCUCCCAGGGAUUACUCUCCGUCCCGCUCUCCCUCUCCUCCGUCCCGCUGGGCCAUGCCGAGGACCUCGCCUCCAUCUUCUCCCAAAGGCGCCUCGGCCUCCAUCAGCAGCAUGAGCGAGGGAGACGAGGACGAGAAGUGAGGAUGAGGAGCUAGGAUCGGGAGUGAUGACUCACACACCCUAAUCACUCACGAGAAGUGAGGAUGAAGAGCUAGGACCAGGAGCGAGGACUCACACACUCUAAUCACUCACUCACACACACACACACACACACACCACUCUUUACCUGAACACUCCAGCAGUGACGAGCUUCACCAGUCUACUCUCAAGACUAAAAUAUUGUAAAUUUGCUGUAUGCAAUCGGAGAUCAAUCGCGUCGUUUUCUUGAGCUUUUCUGAUUUCUAACCAGUUCACAUGAAAGCCAUUGAUUUAUUCUCUUUAGCAGCGAGGAGAUGAUGUAGAUAUGAGUUAAGGGCGAGGAGUGUGUGAGUGAUUUGCCUUUUAUUGCUCAGGUUUGACUGAAAUGUAAAGACCAUCCGUGUAAAGUACUGUACAUCUCUGUCUGAGGUUUUUAUUUGCCUGUUUACAGACAGAGACACUUGAAGUUAUUUGUUUCUGUAGACUCUCCAUCAAACCUGUUGUUAUUAUCCUCCCUUUCGUUAAAGGAACAGUUUGGACAAACAAACACAUCUUCAGUGUCCUUAACGCUGAAUGUAGUGGAUCAGCUGAAACACGCUUCACUGUCUGAACUCUGCUUCUUUAGUUUAGCCCAAACACAAGAUUAAUAGUAUAAACAACUCUUUAGUCUGCUUAGAAAUUUGGUAAGCUUAUAUUAAAGAACUUAAAUCACUCAUAAAUUGAUUAACUCCGCCUUCAGGCCUCAGGCCACGCCCCUUACCCGAGCCCGAUCCUGGUGUGGAGUGAGAUCCAGCUUGGCAUCAGGAUCUUAUGCUGCGAUUGGUUUGGAGCGAGGAGACGUCACUGUAGGACGAUUUAAACCGUCAUAUUUAGCGCACCGUGCUAAACUGGUAGCAAUAGUUUGUUACUGGUAGCAAAAGUUUUGUGAUUCGUUAGCAACGUAAUAAAGGAGCAAUGGUCCGACCCGGAGUUUCAUCUUUCAGCUGACUGAAAACUCAGCGUUUUUAUUUUUGUCCAAAUUGCUCUAAGCGAUGUAUCAGUGUCAUUAUUAGGGGUCGAGGUUCUUUAAAAUGGUCGCGUCAUCAUCAUCUUGGUAAAGUGACUGCUACCUCCACGUCCUCCACGUCCUCCUCCUGCUUCCAUCUGCGAUCAAAUUCACGUCCAACAUCAGGAGAGAGAUGAGCUCAUCGGUGUAAACCGUCAGGCAGACGGUCACGUGUCUUCGUAAAACGCUGAAAUGUCUAACCAUUAAAACGUUCGAUCUAACCGCUAGUGCUGACGUCACCGUGGUGUAAACGCUAAUGCUAACGAGUUGUCACGUUACAUACCCUGGAUGCAAACUUGCACUGUGUACAAACCUGUGUACAGACGUGUCGUUUUGUUCACGUGUUAUUUUAUACCUACAUCUGGAAAUGACUAAACAUGUGAAUUAACGAAAGGGAAACGUGUGGAUGGAUGAUAGAGAUAGAUACAGAAGGAAAUAAGGCAGCGAGACGAGGCUGUCGAGACAGUUUUAUUAAAGUCUGAACUGGUCACAUUGGAUGAUGGAAUAAACAAUAAAUCACUAUAAACCACAAGAACACAACAAAGGCAGAACAUCAGGUCAAUCGUUUCUUUUCAGAUUUUUUGCUUCGAUGUAAUUAACAGGAACCACAACGACUCGGAGAAACACGUGGAGCCUAGAGCUGGAAAAGCAGUGGGAAUGUUUCGAGGAUUUUAAAUGCCGUUACAGGAAAAUAAUCGAUCACGUGGCUUUUCUGUGAGCAGCCUGACGUUGAUUCGCUUCCUGCGAGUGUUUUAUUCCUCUUAAACCUCAGCGGAAGUCAAGCCAUGACACUUUAUUACUCGUUAUACAACAUGUACUACUUUUUAUUCUGUUUAUAGUUACAUGAUCACGAAACAUGCUAGUUCACUUAUUCUAGCAGCUAUAAUAAAAUAUAACAUAGAAUCUAAUAUAUUAUAUAUAUUGUUAAGGAGAAACCGUAAAGAAGCGUAAAAUUGUUGUCUUUAAAGCUAUAGGAACGACGUUACGUGUUACGACGAGCGUGUUAAUGUAGACCCGUUGAUGCUACAUCAUCGAAUCAACACCUUCCGACCAAUCAGAUUGGAGAAUUUACCGGUAUAAAUGCACAGAAAUAUAAUAAGAAUGAUUUGCUACAUACGUGCUGGUUUCCGCUAAUCAGAGGAAUAUAACGUCAUAUUCUAAUGAAUGAAUUUGUAUUAAAUAACACCAUUAACCCUUUAAUCGGGUCACAAACAGGGAGGAGUUUUAAAAGCUGAAAAAUCAGCUGCUCCCAAUAAACAACCCCGAAUGUAAUUACUGGAUAUUUGCAUAAAGGAAACUAGCAGCUGAUUUAUAACGCUAACGGGAAGAAAAUCGGCAGGUUGAUUAAAAUCAGGGGCGCCGUUAAGGGGGGAAACGUUAGGACGAUUCUAAGGGCCCAUGCACUUUUGGGGCCCCCAGAGGCAUGUACAGUAUGUUUGGUAUGAAAUGGGUGUGGUGGGGGGCCCAGUAGGGGUAGGGGGUCCAGUCUCAUUAUCUUUCAUAGGGCCCAAAAUUGCUAGUGGCGAACCUGAUUAAAAUAAAUUGCAAAACUAAAGCUGAGAGUCUGAGGCUUUAAAAUAAA